Paramecium pentaurelia is the source of this 1029-nucleotide messenger RNA. The record is from the annotation of a GenBank genome assembly. Lineage: Eukaryota; Ciliophora; Oligohymenophorea; Peniculida; Parameciidae.
AUGGAUAAUAAGGAGAAUGAAAAGUAGGCUAAAUUAAAGGAAUUUUAAAGAAGAUUUCCAAAUUAUAUGAAUGGUAAGAAAGUUAUAUUUCCAAUAAUGGAUGAGAUAAUAGUUCAAUUUUCAUAAAUAUUUCCAUAAAGUAAUCAAUUUGGAAAGAUGAGAGAAGGGAAUGUAAUUAAAACAUUUUCUCCUAUUCCUUUAAAUCAAUAAAUUGAAAUUACAACUUUCAUAAAUGCUUUUCCAUAUAAUUAGUAAUUUGCAGCUAUGUCAGAUAGCUAAAAUUAGUUUUAAUUACUUCUUUCCCCUUUAUUAAAGUUAACAGGACAUUUGAUAAAAGACUAUCAUACUAAUGCUACAUUUUCAAAUAGUUUUUAAUAUUCAACCUUUGAUACUCAAGAAUAGUCAGAUCGUAUUAAUUUCAAAUUGACUGCUUUUAUUAUUGAGGAUAUAUUUAAGUAUAAAAUGGGUUUAUUAAAACCAAUAGACAUAGCUAAAUAAAGAUAAGUUUAGGAUGAAAUAAAAAAGAAGGGGAAUAAACCUUAAAAAAUGAGUUUAUUGUCAAUGGUAGAAAAAUAAUAAUAAUAAGAAGAAGAAAAAGACUUAAAUUAAGAUUUAACAUUAUAAAGUUAGAAAUAUGAAUUUGAAAAUUAUUUAGAUCCAACUUGCUAAUCUUUUUGGAAAAUAGCUUAUGAAUCAUUUAAUAAAAUAAUAAAAAAAUCAUAAAGAACAAAAUUAUAGGAUAUGGAUAUAGAGUAAGAUUCAGAUGAAUAACCAGAAAUGAUUUAAAAUACAAAUAAUUAAAAAGGAAAUUUAAAUUAAGAAAGUUUAGAAAUGAGAAGAUAAUAAAUAAUUAGUAAAUAUUAAUAACUCAGUAAAUUAAAGGAUUAAAAUAAGAAGAAAAGUAAAAUAACAAAAUAAUAUUCACAGAUUAAAUCAUUNUAUUUAGAUUAAAAAAAAUUAUUCAAAAUUUGGCAUUACAUUAAUCAAAAAAAUUUAAUGAUUUUUUUUAAUUAAAAAAUGGAGUAUUGA